CGGAGCGGGCGGCCCGGGGCCGCGGCGCGCUGCCCUGCCCCGGCGCGGCUUGCCGCCCCCAUGAGUGAAUGAGGAGCGGCCGCAGCGCCCGUCGAUGCCUCGGCAGGGAGCCGGGUGCCUGCGCCAUGAACCCCGAGAUGGCGAUGGAGCCGCUGGGCAGCCUGCACGGGGCGGCCGGCCAUGAGCCGGAGCUGAUGGGCAGCCCCAGCCCCCACCACGGCGGCCGCGGCGCCGGGCCGCUCCGGGUGCCCCCUCCGCCGCCGCCGCCGCCGCCGCCCCCGCCGCCGCCGCACCAGGAGCUGGCCCCCGCCGCCGCCCGGCCGGCCAUGGUGUCCAGCAUGGCCUCGCUGCUGGACGGCGCCGCCGAGUACCGCCCCGAGCUCUCCAUCCCGCUGCACCACGCCAUGAGCAUGCCCUGCGAGUCCUCGCCGCCCGGCAUGGGCAUGAGCAGCACCUACACCACCCUGACGCCACUCCAGCCCCUGCCGCCCAUCUCCACCGUCUCCGACAAGUUCCACCACCCGCACGCCCACCCGCACGCCCACCACCACCACCACCACCACCAGCGCCUCUCGGGCAACGUCAGCGGCAGCUUCGCCCUCAUGCGGGACGAGCGCGGGCUGCCCGCCGUCAACAACCUCUACGGGCCCUACAAGGAGAUGCCCGGCAUGGGGCAGAGCCUCUCGCCGCUGGGCAACGGGCUGGGCCCCCUCCACAACGCCCAGCAGGGCCUCCACGGCUACGGGCCGCCCGGCCACGAGAAGAUGCUCAGCCCCAACUUCGACGCCCACGCGGCCAUGCUGGCGCGGGGGGACCAGCACCUCUCCCGGGGGCUGGGGACGCCCCCCGCCAUGAUGCCCCACCUGAACGGCAUGCACCACCCCGCGCACCCGGGCCACCCGCCGCCCCACGGGCCCGCGCUGCCCGCCGGCCGGGAGCGGCCGCCCUCCUCCUCCUCCGGCUCGCAGGUGAGCAGCUCGGGGCAGCUGGAGGAGAUCAACACCAAAGAAGUGGCACAAAGGAUCACGGCGGAGCUGAAGCGCUACAGCAUCCCGCAGGCCAUCUUCGCCCAGCGGGUGCUGUGCCGCUCUCAGGGGACCCUCUCGGACUUGCUGCGGAACCCUAAGCCUUGGAGUAAACUCAAGUCCGGCCGGGAGACCUUCCGGAGGAUGUGGAAGUGGCUGCAGGAGCCCGAGUUCCAGAGGAUGUCGGCCCUGCGGCUGGCAGCCUGCAAACGCAAAGAGCAAGAGCCGAACAAAGAGCGGAACAACUCCCAGAAGAAAUCUCGCCUGGUUUUCACGGACCUCCAGCGCAGAACGCUUUUCGCCAUCUUCAAGGAGAACAAGCGCCCUUCCAAAGAAAUGCAGAUCACCAUCUCCCAGCAGCUGGGCCUGGAGCUCACCACCGUCAGCAACUUCUUCAUGAACGCCCGGCGGCGCAGCCUGGAGAAGUGGCAGGACGACCUGAGCUCCGGGGGCUCCUCCUCGGCCCCCAGCACCUGUACCAAAGCGUGACGGGGAGCGGCCGGCACGGCGCGGCGUGGCACGGCACGGCGCGGCGCGGCGGAGAGAGCGGCUUCGCGGCGGGGCCCUUCACUGGUGACUUAAAGCACAAUCCUCCUGGAAACGAACCCCAGCCCAGCUGUAACAGAGGACACUUCUUACGGCUUUUAGUCAGUCUUAGCAGGCGCAAGUUGAAAAAUUAACCUCUUUCUCUACAAUACUAUGCUCAGGACAGGCGAAGCAGGUCUGAAACGUAGGGGAGUCAUUCGUGAGGCAAGUUUCUCCUGAGCCCCAAAGAGCCCCGGCCGGCGGGGGUGCCGCUGCGAGCCCGGGCAACCUGCGCGUGCCCGGUGUUUGCCGGCAGGGCGCCGGUGCUGGCCACACCGCCCUGCACCAAAGCUCGCCGCAGUGGCGCGGCCACGCGAGAACGGAGCACAAAGUCUGACACGUAGACGCUAAAGAAUCCGAGAACCUGUUUUUAAAACUCAGGCAUGGUUUUGUUAAGUGUUUUGGGAAAAAAGAAAAGAGAUCAAAUUUUAAGUUUUUGUUUGGGUUUUUUUGGUUUUUUUUUUUUAGUUUGUUUAAUUUAAUCAGUGAGUAUAGCUUGAUCUUGGAUCAGAAAAAUUCAGUUCACUUGAGCUCAAAGUAUCAAGCACAAAGCCGGUAGCUAUAGAGAUAGGUACGAUCCUGGACUCACUACAGCGAUUGUUUCAAGAUGCAGUCUAACUUCCAAGGUCGGUAGGGAACACCUCUGUGACCACACGAGCCUCAAGCACAGUUUGCAGUUUCUCACAAGUUCUGUGUUUGUACCUAAUGCAGAUGCACACUCAGGAGGUCAAUUUAACUGCUACAGUACAUGGAGCAAACACAACGUUUUGAAAGAUCUAGAUUUUUUUAGGUCAUUAAUACGUCCUUUUUAGUUACCAGGAUUCUAGUUUCUCCUCGACAACGUUCUUGUUACUGAAACGUAUUUAGCUUUCAGUGUACUUUUGUUCAUUUUUUCGGUAUUUUAUGGUACUUUCAAGCAGGAAAAAAACCAGAAACAAGCCCUCAGAUGCCACUGACCGUUUUAGAUGUGCCGCAUAUGACUUCAAUAUGCCAUCUAGACCUCUUGCAUCCCCUAAGUUCCUUUUAUCCACCAGUUUCCCAAGCUGGCGGGAACACAGCACACCAAAGAGACAGGAUUACUGCAAGCCAAAGAUGUUUAUAACUUGCCAUUUUCUCUUUGUCAUCGCUGGUGCGGGUGGUUGUUUGGCGAUGGGGAAGCCUCACAAACUCCAAGCCCUCUCUCCACCUCCGGCGGCUGCCCUGCGGCGGAGCGGGCAGGCAGCGCUGGCAGCCGACGCGAGCAGAGCCCCGGCCGCAGCCGCCGCACCGACGCCGCGGCCCCGUCCGCGCCUCGCAGCCCCGACCCGCGCCGCCGAAACGGCCGCGGCCGCUCGAUGUGCGCGCUUACCAGUGAACGGCCCCUCCUGGAGCACCGGCCGAGUCUGCGGCAGCAAGCCAAGUGCGGUCGUGGUUCUUUAGAGACACUUGAGACUUUUUUUAUGUACUACUUAAUCGAAACCAAAGAAACGUUUUCUGCACCUACUUCUUCUGCAACAAACUGUUCCAUUUAAAAAUAAAAUAAAAAUAAAAAAAACAAGGAAGCACGUCAGGAAGCAAAUGAGUAACACACUGUGUUUUGACAGACAUCUUGGACGUUUUAGGAAGCAGAUCUCAAAGAAAGGGUUGACAAGAACGAGAACAAAGCAAAGCCAGUACGAUUGCUGCUUCAUUUGACAACUCAGUCAUCUUAAAGUUGAAGAUUGUCUUUAAUUUGUGCCUAUGCAGUUUUUUCAAAAGAACAAGGAACAGAGCAACCAAAACCUCAACAGCUACAAUACCAAAGAUGAGGAUUCUCACUACUUGUGUUUCAGUUCAUUAUCUCCUCUUGCACGACUAAAUGCAUAUAGCACCAUUGAUCUCUGUACAGGUAAUCACUUCUGUUUCUUUGUGCAACCAGAAGGGUGGGUUUAUUUAUGUUUUUCCUGUUUCUGCCCCACAUGGGAUCUCUCCAAGAGCUGCAUGGACUCCAAGUGCAAGACGUUGGGAUACUACGCUGGUAUGUCUCCUCUCUCCAGAGCCACGUAGGAAAAACUUGUCGGUUGGGUAUGACUUGUUUUGCCGGGUAGAGUUGGUCUCCUGUAUGUCUAGAGCUUUGAACAGCCAUCCUUCUGUAUGUGAAAUCGGUUGAGUAACCUACACCAUUCUUUCCCUUCCCUGGGGAUAAAACUUGCAAUAUAUAUGUACCGAUUUAUGUCAUUGUAAGUGCUGAGCACUGCCACAGCCUGGCUCACUGAGAUCAGAUCCCGAUCUGAACCAAAAUUGAGGUUUCAGCAGUUCAUGUGGCAGUUCAGUAGUUCGUUUUGACAUAUUAGACAUGUUAUGUUGGUUGAUCAAAGUCAUGGUGAUCCAAAUCAUGACACGCAGGCCUAGGUCCAAAUUUAUCUUCACAGCUGGAGCGCAGUGCUACCAUUUUUCUCCAUCUCUACCUUUAAAUGAGGGCUUCCUUUUAACUACUUUGCAAAAGUGCUGCAGUUAUUUUCCAGUGCUUACACUUAAAAAAAGAAAGAAAAUCAAAAAGCCUUGUCCGCUCAGGACAGGAAACGUUUCUGAAAAGUAAAUUCGGGAUCCUCACAGCUAAACUGACAAGCUCUGGGAAUCAAAACAUCCCUCAACUUAGAUUUCCAGACAGAUCAUGCAUGAUUUGAAAAUGAUCCAAAGAAGCCUUGUAGUCAGACAUGGAAUAAAGCUGCCAAAAAAUGGUUCAGGUCUGGGCUGAUGUGUACGGAUGCCUCCGGGUAUUUGAGAGAGAAGUUCUGAGUCAGCAUGCUGUAGAGCAGGGCCCAGCUGAGGUGGUUUGGUCACGUUGACGUUUCACCUUCAUUCCCAUCCAAGGGGGUCCACUCAAACCAGCCUCUCCAUGUGCGCUUCGAACGUGGCAUUGCCCUCCGGGGAAAUGUCUCAUUCUGAAAGCGUCCUCUCUCAAUCUGCAGCAGGCAGAUGCUGGCUCUCGAUCACUUUUCUCACGCUCCGUUCCAUAGUGCCCCUGUAAGCACUGCAGGAGAUGACACACCACCAGUGAAAACCCAACUGUCGUUCCUUACCUCCCGUCCCCUUCCCGCAGUCCCAAGGCAGAGAAGCGUGUCACCUCGGACAAGGACCGAGUCCCAGGCGUCCCCUAAGGCGUGCGCCUGGCAGCCGGUGUCCGCCGCAGAGAUGGGCGCCUGGGACACUUCACGUUAGGGACGUCCACGGGCCGAUGGGCUUGCCUCCCGCGUACCACCGUCCUUAGAGGCAGAGGGGAGCCUGCCCUGGGCUUCUCGUGAAGUCUGUGAGCAAAGACCUGGGCUUUUUAUUUCUCUUCAGAGUUCAUCCCAAUAGCCGUAACGAAGUAAGUCUAGAUCAAUUCCUGAAUUACGAGAAAAUGUAUCUUCAAUGAAGUCAUUCAUUUUCUCCAAAUUGUGGAAGGUUUUGUUAUGCAAUGUUAUGGCUUAAGUUUUUUCCUUGAUCUUUCAAAUGUUGAUCCGCCAUCUCACACCAGGAACGACAUAAUUACACUGAGUAGUGCCAAGGCUGCCCUUACUGCCCGCACUGCAGCAUUUGUUUAGCAAAACACAUGAGGCUUCUCUGUGCUGGGGAUUGCAAAUAUAUCAAUACCCAUGUUUCCUCCAUAUUUGUCAAACAUCAUUUUCAUCUGAACAUCUGGAAAUACUGCUGCAUUUUUUAUCCCUGCAUCUUUCAUGGCCCUAUGUUAUGUCUUCCAUUUCACUGUCAACUCUUGUAGGCUUUUAUGUAGCAGCUAUCUCAGAAGAGGAGUGUCGAUAGCAUAUACUGUGGGUAGAUAUAUUUGUAUGUACAAGUAUGAGCAGAAUAUAUGCUAUAUUCUGCCCGUACUAAAAAAAACUCAGAUAUGUUACGUUUAUAUACCAUAUAUUUAUGAAUCUAUAGAGCCGUGUAAUGUAACUUGUUCCUUUUAUUUAUUCUGAUACGAAAGACUAGUAUGUACAGAUAGUAUCCCAGCAUCUUCUGUACCGUGUACUUGGAGUUACUACCACAGGCACAUCCAAGAUGAAUUCAACUUUCAAGAAACCUUGGAUAUUGCUUAAUCAUCCGUGAAGGAACAAAGAAUGUGCUUGAUGACUUCGGUUGAAUAGCUUUAUUCUGGCUCUCUCUUACCUAAAGCUGAAUCCAAAGACCUGCGAAGGACUAAACCAGCAAACUACGCUCAAACCUGCAUAAGGGAAUAGGGAUCUCCUCUUCCAAAGCAAGACACGGUAACGACAUGGUAUUGCAAAGAGUGUGCUAGCUUCGGACAAAACCCGAUGUUUUUCUUGCUUGUCACAAUACCUAAGUAUUUUUAAGACAUGGGGAAACUUUAUACUUGGCCUCCUUUAUAUUUAUUAAGGGGAAUUUUUAUUGUUUAAAUUUUUUAAAAAGGCAAAGCUUAAAAUGGUUUUAUUUUUUUCCAGACACUUGUGGGUUUUAAGCCAAUAUAUUAUCUAUCAAUAAUGUAAUUUAUUUAAUUUAGUCUUAGAGUAGGUCCUGAAAUCUCUGUUCAGUCUAAAUCCCAUUGAGUUUCAUUUUAGCUUUAAAAUUCAAUGGGAGUUUUGCCUGAAUGCAGGCUGCGGGAUCAGGCUCCAAUGUUAGUUAUUUGUAACUAUUUAUUCAUAAAUUCAAUCAUUGAUGAAUUAAUUUGGGAUUAAUUUUGCUUAUUUAUCCAUUUUACUGUUGUAGCGCAUCAGAGAUGCGAAGCCUAUGUUAGUAAAUACACUUAAAAGUUAGUAUUGCUUCAUAGAGCAGCCAGGUUCUGUUACAGACAGCAGAAGAAUUACGAGUUACGUAAAACAGGAGUCUAGUUUUGAUUUCUUCUUUUAAUUAAUUUUAAUUGUUUAAAUAUCAAAGUUUAAAUUAUUUAAUUUAAUCCCUUCCCAUCUGAUUAGAAAGUGCGACGUACCUUUAUUAUGGCACAUAAAGCCUUCAUAAUAUAACUUAUUUAUUUAACUUAUUCAUCAUCAUCUGAGGAUGCCCUUGUAUAGUUUUUAUUUUUUAUUUAGAAUUACCUUUAAAGCACUACAGCCGAUUUUCUGUAAGAACAACAGAGCGAAUUUUGAGGACAAGCAAUGAAUAUUCAACCUAAAACUGUGCAUUCAGAAACGAUAGGAAAAAAAAGACACUGGGAUACUUUGCCUGAACUUUGUGGCUUCUUAAAACUUAAGCUGGGGGAAAAAUAAUACAUGCCAAGCAAAAAGAGAGAAACCCUUAAACUAGCUGCUUCCAAGAAUGAACUUCUGUGUGUGUAUAAAAAAAAGAAAAAAGAAAAAAAAAAGGAAAAAAGAAAAAAAGAAAAAACCUUUCUAUUUCUAGUGAGAACCAAAGAGGCUACCUCACUGACUUUUUCCAUUUGUAAUUUUAAUCGUGUUGAUGAUACCAAAGAUACCAAAGAUUUCUUUCUCUGUGCGGUCUGCAUUUUGCUUGUGCUCUUUUAUAGUUUCAACUGUUCUCUCCUACACACUGUAAUGUACAGCUGCAACCCAGAUACCCAAAGAAAUACUUCUUCUGGAAGCUGCCAAUUCUGGUGACAACAUUUUCUGUGUUUCCCUUAUGCCUUCCUGCCAGCCAAAAACGUUUGGAGACGUGAAACCAUUUCACGUCCAUCCCCACGCCGAAUUCCAGUGGAUGGAGCGGUUGUGUUGACCUGGAGAUGAAUCCAGGCUUUGUCCAUCAGCCGAUUCCCUGGGGAAAGGGAUCUGCAUGCGGCCACCUGCAGAAGUCCUGCUUAAGUAUGUAUGGGUGGGCGUUCGCAGCAGCAGCAGCAAUUAGCAUUAGAAAUUAUUAUUUACAAGCAGUGCCAUGCUUGAACAGAAUCUAACGGGCUGAUCCAUGGGCCCCCAAGCUGGUGGAUCCCACUGCUGACAGCUAGGCUGAGGGGAGGGGGAUUCUUCUUAAUUUUGGCCACCGAGACACCGAGCAGCAAGCCCUUUGCUCGGACCAACCCAGUUCUGCCUGGUCCACGCACACGCAGUGUCUGCUGAACCCGGAGAGCACGGCAGAUACAGAGGCUGCUCCCUCCUGCUCACAUUUUUCUGUUGUUGUUUGCAGUUACAGUUUUCAUAUGAAAUUCAAUUAAUUAUUUUUCUCAAGUUAGCAAUGAAACAAAGCUACAUUAAGCUCCAUUAGUAUCAUGUUCCUAAGCGAUUACUUAAAAGUUGGUUGUUUGUCUUUGGGGGAUUAGUGGUGCCCUUUAGCAUUUGUUUCUUUGAGCCUGUUUUAUCCUGUUUAUACGACUGAACCAAGUGCUCUGAUGAGCCAAAUCCACUCCUGGGCACUGCUUGCUGCUCCCACCACGGUGUACGUCCGCAGCUUCCCACAGGCACGUUCAGACACAAGUUCACCUUUUCUUUCGGAGCCCCCCUAAUCCUGCCAUUAGCAGAGCCUGUUCCACAGUAAAAACAAGACAAUGGUGAGCACAGGCUGGUAGGUAAAUUUAAAAGAGAAAAAAAUUUCAGAUUGCAGGUAUGCACUUUUGGCUGAGCUUAAAAGCUGGUUUAUAAAUCUCCGGACCUGACCCACAUGGGUACAAACACCUCGAUUUAAUGACAGUUAAGGCAGGCGACACUCACUCCAGCGCAGCAUCUCCUGCAUCGGUUAGGCACCGCAUCAGUGCAGAGCCCGGAGGAGCCACAUCCCAGGGUGGGACGGGGCCGUCUGCUGCAGGGGCUUGAGCCUUUCCCUAGGAAAUCUGCCUGAGCAAUGCCUUGGGCUUCACAUAGACAAAUUGCCGACAGCUCAACGCAAAAGCUCCGCUUUGGUUAAGUGUUGCCUUUUAAUUUGUGUUUCUUUUUUGGUUUAAGUCUGUAUUGGAAAAGAUAGGGACUUGACAAGUGUGCUUUUUAUAUCUAUAUAUAUAUGUAUUCCUUCAGUAAAAAGCUAUAAUAAUUCUCAGGAUGCCUUCUGGGCGUGGAGGAGACGAUCUGUCCUUGUGCUCGGUGGAACCUUCCCGCCGUGCCCCUCGCCACCCCCUGCACAGCACGGGCGGGUGGCAGGCUGGACACAGAAAAUCCCCAGAGCUGGCAGGGUCCUCUGCAGCAAUCGCGUUCCUUACCGGACUCAUGCUUCACUUGCAAAGUGUGACAUUACCACGGGACGAGUGCCUUGCUUGAACCAAAGCAACGAUUUUGCCAGUCUAGACCUCUCUGUGCUUUUUUUAUUCUUCCUGUGAAUACCUCAGCUUCAACUGGGCCGCCGAAUCGUACCUGGUGGGCUUUUUGUACUGUGGUGCUUUGCAAUGCAGCCCUGCAAAGAACAAAACUCCUAAUAAUACCAAAGGCUCUCCCCCUCCUCCUCCUCCUCCUCCCCCCUCCUCCUCCUCCUCCUUCCCCUCCUCCUCCUCUUCCUCACUCCUCCACCUCCUUCUCCUCCUCUUUCUCCUCCUCCUCCUUCUUCUUCUCUCCCUCUCCCUCUCCCUCUCCUCCUCCUCUCUUUCUUCAUGGUUCCAAAGCUUUAAUAUAAAACUGGGCAUGUUGGCAACGCAGACCGUGCAAUCCCUUACCGAAUUUUCUCAGAUAUACCUCAUAGAGAAUAGUUGUUUAGAGUAAUGUUAUUAUAGCGUAUGUAAUAAAUUAUUCACUGUUUCUUUUUGGUAACUGUGAUUUAAAAAAGAAAAAAGCUUUAUACGUUUUAGGUUGUGCUUUUGUAAUAGACGGAAAAGGUGCGCUUAAAAAUGUACGUCAGUCUUUCUUCCCGUUGGGUUUUUUUCUUUAUUACAGAUUGGGGAAAAGUUGCAGAAUGAGCCCAAAGUUUACAGUUUCAUAUUUUGCUGAAGAAACAAUCUGUGUUAAUUUGCUCUGUUGAAAAAAAAAAGAAAAAAAAGAUUAUUUUCUACAUUUGUGCUACUUGGUCUGAACAGCUAAGUGUUCUGUGUGACAGUGUAGUAUUAUAAUUAGCAACUGCCAAUCAGCGCUACCAUUUUUAUGCAUGAGGCAAAACCUUAGCAGUGUGAUGCAUCGUGGUUCUUAAUGGCAACUUCUUUUUUUGAAUUUGAAAAUAGGUCUUUUGGUUUGAUGGUAUUUAUUUAUGCAUGGAGCCUGUUAUCUGUUAGCAGCUGUGGCGCAGUUGUGUAUACCUUUAAGCUGUGAAAACAUGCACAGUUUUGCCUCAUACGGUUAAGUACUGAUCAGAACUGAUACUCGCAUCGGUUCCGAUCCGUCCGUGUUCUAAACACAGACUCAAAUUGAAUUCCAGUUAAGUUGUUUUUUGAGGAAAAGUUUGGCCAGCUGCCGGCUUUUUCCCAGCCAAUUCGACCCGUAAGCCAGUCACGUGAAAAUACACGUCUUGCUCAAAAGGGAGCCAACUGUGCGUUUUUUCCCAGGAACGGGAGUUACUUUGGCUUUAUGGCAGGCCCGGGGGACCCGGCCGGCCGCGGUGGCCGUGCUCCGGGAGCGCCGGCUGCCUCCCUUGCCUCGCCUGCGGCUCCUGCCCAGGCCGACCGUCGUGUCGCGUGUCGCGACGGGGCGGGCGCUCGGCAGGACGCGGGCGAGUUGGGGGUCGGCGGCGCUCCCCCAGCCGCCUCGCCUGUCGCGACGGAGGAGCCCAUCGCGGGGCAUCGGUCCGGGCGGCGCGGCCAGAGCCCUCGCGUCGCUCCCGCCCGCGCGGCGCAGCCGGUGACCCCGCUGCCGCGCUCCCACCGGGAGGGAGCAGGAGCACCGGCACCGGCACCGGCACCGGCCGCCCCGCCACUCACCACCCUCCGCGCUGGGUUCAGGUGUCUUAAAAUGUUUUAUACCCGCUUUGAUUUCGCCCUCGUGUCACAAACCGGUUUCACGCCCAAGACCCCCCAGUUUUACGGUGCCGCUCGCAGACCGGCAGAUUGAUUGUCUUUUAUACCCGGGUCCGGCUUCAGACUCCUAACGUGACCCUGACUCGCUGAUCGUGCUGGACAUAAAGCCAAAUCAACUACUAAAUACACUUUACUCUGCGUAGAAGAGUGCCACUUGGGGAAUAGGAGUACGAAAGUCGCAGUCUUCUAACGAGGCAUCUGAAGUAACGUCGGUAGAGUGUUUAUAUUGUCUGUCAUUAAGGAUAUAUUAGAGAUGUGCUUUCAUUAGUGCAAAGAAACAUAUUUUUAUUUGGCCUUAUACAGUAGAUUGUGAUAAUGAAAGCUUUGUAAUAUAGUCUGUUUAUUUUUUUUUCUUAUUUAUCUGCCAAAGACAGUAAUGGAUACGAGAAUUUUAAAUAGGUUUUUUUGUAAGACAGUUAAUGAUUGUAAUAGUGUUUAAUCUUCCAGGAAGCUUUAUAUGUUCUUCCGCAAUAAGCAGACUCGAUAUUCGUUUCGGCAGACUCAACUCAUGCUAGCAGAUCCCAACGCUACUCAGACGACACGCAGUUGUUGUAAUACCUACACGCUGAGUUCACCUGCAUUUUUCAGUCCAAAGGCAAGGAGGGGUAUGUGAGACAAUGGCAAUGUUCACUACUGUGGCCAGCAGUAGAUGGUCCAGCUUGCUAAAAUUUGCCAAGGUACUUGUAUUAUGAAAUUUAAGGUAUAUUUUAUUAUGUCAUUUUAUGUCAUUUUUUAACUUUGUGGAAGGUGAUAUGUUGAACUGAGUGUAAGCUGAGUUUUUCAGACAAAUAAAGUAGCUAAAGAGUGAAUGUUAUUUUAUCAUUAAAGGGUUUUUACUCAAUGAUUUGUGCCAAUAGAUGUCCUUUAUCUUAAUGACAAGUAUUACAUUGCUUUCAAAUUUUUAUUUAUAGCUAUUGAUGUAAAACCCACACACACAUAUUAUUUGCCAAAGUUCAAUAAAGGAGGAAAACAA
Messenger RNA from Aquila chrysaetos chrysaetos, 11356 nucleotides. It is a transcript of the gene ONECUT2, whose product is annotated as one cut homeobox 2. Bases 69 to 1514 code for a protein of 481 amino acids. The transcript has 2 exons. Lineage: Eukaryota; Metazoa; Chordata; Aves; Accipitriformes; Accipitridae. The record is from RefSeq and is a predicted model, not a curated record. Gene Ontology annotation, biological process: regulation of transcription by RNA polymerase II. Gene Ontology annotation, molecular function: RNA polymerase II cis-regulatory region sequence-specific DNA binding; DNA-binding transcription factor activity, RNA polymerase II-specific. Gene Ontology annotation, cellular component: nucleus.